Staurois parvus is the source of this 317-nucleotide messenger RNA. The record is from the annotation of a GenBank genome assembly. NCBI's taxonomy places the organism in Eukaryota, Metazoa, Chordata, Amphibia, Anura, Ranidae.
UUAUAAUCCAUCAAUGCCUGAAUGUGGUGUGGAACUCGGACAUAGAUCUCUUGACCCAGUGAAACUUGUCAGCUUCGGCCUCCAAGAGGGCUGUUGCUGCGAUAGCCAGCAGCCAAGGUGGCAAACCUUGAGCUACUGUGUCCAUGUAAGUACCUGACCAGGGCGGGCUGACCAUUUGGAAACUCGGGCACUGCCCGAGGGCCCGGUGUCAGUAGGGGGCCCCAUGAGAUGCCCCUGGUACCUUUUUCAUAGGCUUUUUUGAGUUUGGGCAAGGACACAAGGGCCCCAUGAUCCCCUAUUGCCCGGGGGCCCCAUGA